AUGUCAGAAAAAGAUCAAUCAAGUUUUAAUGAAAAUAAUGAAGUUUUCUCGGGUAAAUCAAAAACUAGCUCCACAGAGAAAGAAUCUUUAUUUUUCGGUAAUUGCGCAGCGAUAAGUCCAGACAAUCAGCAAAUCGUUACUUUUAAUCCAAGGAAUAGCGAAUUUAACUUAUAUGAUAUUGAUAAUUUAACUUCAAGUAAAUCUUUUAAAAUACCUGAACCUGCUGUUUAUGAUAAACGCCUUUGUUGGUCGAUAGCAAUAUCUAAUCGAGUAGACGUUGAUAAAGAUGAACGUCUUAUUGCAUUAUCUUACUCGGAUGGUAAGCCUAAUGACCAAUAUAAUCAUGACGAAAAAGACUUAGGAUCUUCAAGUAAAGUUAAUAACCAAUAUGUUGAUGAAGAAAAAGGAUUAGAAUCUGGUAGUGAUAAAGUUAAUAUUAACGAAGGUCAAACAUGGGUGAUCUCCACGACUGAUAUAAGAGACAUACGUACUUCUUUAGAAUCAAUUGGCGGUGUUACUAAUAUAGGAGAAAAACGUACUUCUUUAGAAUCAAUUGGCGGUGCUACGGAUAUAAAAGAAAUACGUACUUCUUUAGAAUUAAAAAGCGGUGGUGUUAUAAGAUUUCUUAAUAGUGAUGAUGAUUAUAGUGAUCAACCGUUAAAAAAUAAAAUAGUAAUCAUUUUAGUAAAUGAAUCGGGAAUUCUUAAAAAAACCAUGAACAUGAAUCGUAAGGGCGCACGUGGUGGAACGAAAAGAAAUUUGAUUUUCUCCAAGAAUGAACAAUUCGAAUUACCCGAACGACUUUUACUUUGUCUUUCACGUGAUACAUGGCAAAAUUCGCUUAAACGUUUGCACAAAAGUAUUAUUAAAAAUCAUUUUAUGGUACAUUCUUUUGAAAAUCGACAACAAAUCAUUGAAAUGUAUAGUUUAAUUACUGGCGAUCUAGAGAUGUUAUUUAUACGUUAUGAAUCUUCGAUAGCUCCCGACAUAAUUCGUAGUUCGCCUAUAUUUUCCAUCUCUCAAAAUGAAAAGAUUUUAGCAUUUUGUCAGGGGACCACUAGCAUUACGUUAUACUCUAUGGAAAAUGGUUUAGAAAUUGCUACUAAACGAUUAGAAGGUCAAGGAGGAAUUUAUAAAAUUAUUGCGAUAAAUUUUAUUGAUGAUGAUAAUAAACUUUUAAUAGUCCUUGAAAAAAAAGAUCGACAAGGUAAAAAUUCUAAGCGUCAAAUAAUUGUAGUAUGGGAUUUAUUUACCACAUUUGAAAAUUCCAUACGUCAAAUUGAUUAUCCCGACCCCCUAAAAAUGCAUCUCAAACAUAGAUUAAUGAAUUCUCAUGGAAAUAUGUUUGCGGUAAGAGAUAGUGGAGAUAGUGGAGACAGUGAAGAAGUUAUUUCAAUAUUAGAUCGUGAUAAAGUUAAAUCAAUUUUAAAUAUUUUAAAUCCACCAAAGAAGGAAAAGACAUCUCCAGGUAUUACUCCGAGUGAUUAUAUUUUAGAUGGGAAUUUAGGUGAUCAAAUAAGUAUCGAUAAAGUUGAACCAUGGCAUCCAAGCAAAAAUUAUUUCCAAAUGUCAGUUUUCUUGGAUUCUACUAAAAGAACUAAACUUAUUAUAUCGCCAAACACUAUACAAGUAUGGAAAUAUCGUAGUAAUAAUAAUGAAAAACUUGAUGAAAAUGAUCGGGUAUUAGAAUAUAUCUGGGCUCAUAAAAACAAGAUAAAUAAUGUUCAAGAACUAGAAGUUAGAGAACGAGAAUUCGUAUUAAAAAGUUUAGUACUUCCUACUCCUACUAAAUGUUCCCCAUCAAAAAUAAUUACAAUACAUUGGCCAAAUAAUGUAAAUGUUCUUGAAGGAGCAUGUCGAUCCCUUUAUGUAUUAGGAGAGAAGAAACGUGCAAAUUCCGUAAUUAGUUUAGAGAGUGUUAAUCAAAUUGAAUCUUUGAUUGAAAAUUAUUAUGCUGAUAAUACUAAAGAAUAUAAUAAUUAUGGUUGGAUGUUUACUGUAAGCGAAGCAAUACCUUCACUAUAUGAUGCUAAAUUGAGUGAAUUGGUUCAAUAUUUAUUCAAAAAACCAUGUUUUGGAACUACUGAAGCUUACACUCCGCCAUUAAAUAUUAAUCCUAUUGAACAAAAAAGAGGAGAUAACGCAACUGUGAUACAUUCUUUGUUAGUAAAACCGGGUUUACCAUUAAAGUUCAAUUAUACUCUAUGGUUAAACCCAUUUACAAGAUUGUAUUAUUCGUUUCAAUCUGCAUCUGAUCGUAAAGUUUGUAUGGUCCCAUUACCUAAUUUUACAGUAUAUCCCAAAGACUCACAAGAUCAAGACCCCAAAGACCUCAAAGACUUCAAAAAAUAUUUUUUGAUUUUUUUUUCUCUUUUUCGAAUACUUUUGUGGCCACGUAGGAAAGUUAUUAAUGAUACUAAACAAAUGAGUCCCUUUCUUCGUAUUAUCCAUGAAGAGAUAGAUGAUGAAAUCUAUCGGACACCUGCAUUUAUGGCUGUCUUAGAUUUUAAAUGGGCAGCUGCCCGUCUAUAUUGUAUUCGUUAUAUCCUCGUUGGAUGGUAUUUAAUUGUUACAGAGGUAUUGCAAAUAAAAAGAGGAGGACGUAAAUAUGUAAAAAUUUCUAAUAUGGUUGAUCAAAUAUCAGUGAUAUUACCGUUAUUAAAUUAUAUAGCAGCAAUUUUAUAUGAUCAUCAAGUACUCAUUUUUCACAAAUCAGCAUAUAAUACUUUUUUAGCGUUUACAACUUUGAUUUUGUGGCUUGAAUUGGAUGACUCAAGUUUAUCAAUUCCUACUUAUAAAAUUAACGACACUUCGAAUUCAGACUUAUACUCGAAUUUAACAAUUUAUCAGGAUAUCGAUAAAUCUUCCUGGCUUGAUAAUUACUAUUCAAAUCCAUAUUUAUCGGUAAUAGCUAUAUUCUUUUGGACCAAUGGACGAUGGGAUCAACUAGACCAAUGGGAUAGUUAUGCUGUAUGUGCAAUGAGUAUACUAGGAAGUAUAAUAUUGGUGUUAAUUUUCCAAAAUAUGUUGAUCGCGUUUAUGAAUGGUGAAUUUGAAAGAGCACAUAAGGAAGGUCGUACAGCAGCUUAUAAACACCGUGCUGAAAUUGUCGCUGAUUAUGAAUCUUUAGAAAAAAUUUUUUUUAGUAAAAGAGGCAAUCCUCGAGACAUUUAUUAUAUAACUGAUCCUGAUAUGAUUGAUACCUGGCUUACGGAAACUGAAAAGGACGAGAAACGAGAAUUACAUUAUUCGAAAAAAAAUCAAGAUAGAGGUUCUUCAAGUGUUACGGAUUCGGAUUCUAUUGAAUCUAGCCCAACCAAAAAUAUUGAUACAAUUUCGUUUAUUGAUGAAGAAAUUUUUCUGUCGUCUAAAUCGAAAAAUAAAUUGCAGACCAAUUCGAAAUCAAACAGGAAAUUAUCAAAGAAUGUCGGUCAUAAUGACGAAGUUCUAGAUCCUAUUUUAAAC
This is a messenger RNA of Diversispora eburnea, 3465 nucleotides long. The record is from the annotation of a GenBank genome assembly. Lineage: Eukaryota; Fungi; Glomeromycota; Glomeromycetes; Diversisporales; Diversisporaceae.